AAGCAAUGGUCUUACUUCUGCAGUCAGCUGAAAAUCAGCUGUUAUUGUGUACUUUUUUUCCGCUAAUGGUCAGCGAAGAAUGACGAAUAGCACAAAUUGAAUGAAAAACCUGAGUGAGACGGUAACCGAAGUCACCAUGCAAGAAAAUGUAGUCCACGAAUCAUUGCCCCAGAUCCCGGUGGCCACUUCGGUGACCUGUUGCUUCGUGCUGGCUGUUCUGUACGUGGGUAGCCUCUACAUUUGGAGCACCAAACACAACCGGGAUCAUCCAACCACGGUUAAGAGAAGAUUCGCCAGUGUGUCCAUGGUGAUGCUGGCAGCCCCGUUCUUCGUCUACUUCUUCUCAUCGCCGGAGCUGCUCAGCCGGGUACCGUUUCCCAAGCUGCUCGGUCUGCGCUUGGAGGGAUUGUGGCAGGCUGUUGUGAUACCAUACGCCCUGACGGUGCUGCUCUUCCUGGGACCCAUCUUUGUCAACAUGCAGAACGAGUCCGUGCGCUCCUACUUUGAUCUGGACUACUGGAAGGGAUCAUUUGGGAGCAUCAUCUGGGUGCGCAACCAUGUGAUGGCACCGCUGAGCGAGGAGUUCGUCUUCCGAGCCUGCAUGAUGCCCCUGAUCCUGCAGAGCUUUUCGCCCCCAGUCGCCGUUUUCAUAACGCCGCUUUUCUUCGGAGUGGCCCACUUGCAUCACAUAGCCGAACGCCUGAGCUUAGGCGUGAAUUUGAGCAGUGCCCUAUUGAUUGGACUGUUCCAGUUCAUAUACACCACGCUGUUUGGCUUCUAUUCCGCCUUUCUAUUUGCCCGUACAGGCCACGUGGUGGCUCCCAUCUUGGUGCACGCGUUUUGCAACCACAUGGGUCUGCCGGAUCUGCAAGAUCUGUGGCAGCAGGAUCUCUGGCGACGAGUUGUGGCCAUUGUUCUCUACUUAGCUGGAUUUGUUGGAUGGAUAUUCCUGGUACCACUGGCUACAGAUCCUUCGAUCUAUGAUAACACCCUGUACUGGAAUACAUAAUUAAAUUAAUUUGUAUGUAUCAA
Drosophila simulans is the source of this 1032-nucleotide messenger RNA. RefSeq names its product CAAX prenyl protease 2 (gene Sras). Gene Ontology annotation, biological process: CAAX-box protein processing. Gene Ontology annotation, cellular component: endoplasmic reticulum membrane. NCBI's taxonomy places the organism in Eukaryota, Metazoa, Arthropoda, Insecta, Diptera, Drosophilidae. The transcript has 2 exons. Gene Ontology annotation, molecular function: metalloendopeptidase activity. The record is from RefSeq and is a predicted model, not a curated record. Bases 101 to 1009 code for a protein of 302 amino acids.